UCCCCUGACGUCACUUCCGUGUCUGCGCCGCAUGAUGGCGGUGUCCAUGACGGAUCUGGCACAUUGACUCCGGCCGAUGUUGUGCAACUUCCCAUCGCGCUAACCUGAACCUGGGACAUUUUGUAAAUAGAUGCCAUUAUUAGAAAUCCUCGUGACUGAACCUUUAAUGAAUUGAUCCGGAGAUCAUGGCCCUUCACAGACUGUCCUUCAGACUACGACACACGGCAGUGCUCGUCCGGCCCCUUCACAGCAGUGCAUGUGGCCAGCAGCAGGAGGCCUUGGCUGCAGAGCCGGUGUCUGAGCCCCUCUCAGUCUUCAGGACGCAGGAGAGCGAUCCAGCAUGUCAGUCAGAAAAACAUGCUGGACAGUACUACACUCUGCCUCCUGAGCACGUCCGGACGCUGUUCCCUCAUGGUCUCCCCCCACGCUAUCAACUGCAGGUGAAGACGUUUAACGAGAGCUGUGUGAUGGUGAGGAAGCCUGCCCUGGAGGUCAUCUCUCACCUGAAGAAGACUGACGACAGCAAACCUGCCCUUCGCUACUUGUUCUAUGGGUUGAAGGGUAGCGGAAAGACAAUGUCUCUCUGUCACGCAGUCCACUUCUGCUAUACACAAGGAUGGCUGGUGCUGCAUAUACCUGAUGCCCACCUGUGGGUAAAGAACUGUAAAGAGCUGCUGCCUUCAUCCUAUAACGCCUCUCGCUUCGACCAGCCGCUGCAAGCCACAGAUUGGUUACGCAACUUCAGAAUCACCAACGAGCACUUCCUCUCAAAGUUAAAGACCAGGCAGCGCUAUGUGUGGACAAAGAGAGAGUUUACAGAGGAGGGAAGGCCAUUAGGAGAGCUGGUGGAUCAGGGUAUAUCCCGUGUGAAGAGCAGCAGUGACGUGGUGGGGGCGGUGAUGAAGGAGCUGAGACUGCAGAGCGGGCAGCCAGAUGCAGGCUUCAGACUGGCCGUGGCUGUGGAUGGUGUCAACGCCCUCUGGGGAAAAUCCACCAUCAAGAAAGAGGAUAAGAGCGCUGUGUCCCCAGAGGAGCUCACUUUGGUGUAUAACCUGAGGAAGCUGAUGAGGAACGACUGGAAUGGAGGUGCCAUCAUCACCACUCUGUCUCAAACGGGCUCUCUCUACACUCCUAACUCGGCUUACUUGCCUCAAGAGCUGCUGGGAAAGGAGGGCUUUGACAGCAUGGAUCCAUUUGUCCCGGUGCCAGUCCCCAACUACAGCGAGAAGGAGUUUGAGAGCUGUUACCUGUACUUUCUGGACCGCCGCUGGCUGCAGCAUCCACACAGCCGAACAGACGAGGGGAAGAAAGAACUCAUCUUUUUGAGCAACCGAAAUCCGUCUAUGUUGGAUCGACUUUGUGCCUUCUUGUGAAGUCACUUACACACACAACACACAAACACACACACACGUAUACAAACAUUUCUGUCCUAAAACACAUAUACACAAACAUAGGUGUCCUAUUACAUGUGUAUCCUUCCAUAAUUUAUGAUGCAUGUAUGUUUCUUUGAUAAUAAAAUAUAUAUAUAUAUAAGCAAA
This is a messenger RNA of Myripristis murdjan (pinecone soldierfish), 1538 nucleotides long. It is a transcript of the gene dap3, whose product is annotated as death associated protein 3. Lineage: Eukaryota; Metazoa; Chordata; Actinopteri; Holocentriformes; Holocentridae. Gene Ontology annotation, cellular component: mitochondrial small ribosomal subunit; mitochondrial ribosome. Gene Ontology annotation, molecular function: structural constituent of ribosome. Bases 186 to 1373 code for a protein of 395 amino acids. The record is from RefSeq and is a predicted model, not a curated record. The transcript has 13 exons. Gene Ontology annotation, biological process: apoptotic process.